Exophiala aquamarina CBS 119918 is the source of this 2118-nucleotide messenger RNA. RefSeq lists its product as uncharacterized. The record is from RefSeq and is a predicted model, not a curated record. The coding region runs from base 1 to 2118 and encodes 705 amino acids. Gene Ontology annotation, molecular function: DNA-binding transcription factor activity, RNA polymerase II-specific; zinc ion binding; RNA polymerase II cis-regulatory region sequence-specific DNA binding. Gene Ontology annotation, cellular component: chromatin. Lineage: Eukaryota; Fungi; Ascomycota; Eurotiomycetes; Chaetothyriales; Herpotrichiellaceae. The transcript is spliced from 2 exons. Gene Ontology annotation, biological process: DNA-templated transcription; regulation of transcription by RNA polymerase II.
AUGGACUUCGCGUUACAAAAUGGAGUCCACACCCCAAAACAAAGGCCUGAAUUAAGGUGUCGAUUCUGCUCCAAUCUUUACCAGAAACGAGAGCACUUGGAACGCCAUGAGAGAACCCAUACAGGAGACAAACCUUUUGCCUGUUCACAAUGCCACCGACUGUUUUCCCGUCACGACAGUUUGAUGCGACAUGAACGAGUCCAUGCUGCUAAAGCCAACAGCAAUACGGUGAGGAAGCCGCGGCACACUUGCCUACCAGGCGAACACACACUGCCACCUCCCACCGGUACCCAGCCCAGGGGAUAUGUCAAUAUACCAGAAAGCUCUGCCGGUCCCUCUCUGUCAAAUCCCACUAUCACUCACGCGUUAGGGGGCGAUCCGCCCUACUUCGCCGAGACCGAGGACUUUUUCCAGUACUUGCUGUCUACACCUCCAGGCUGGCCUACCUCCUUACCAUCACACACCGCGACUGGGAAUCAAUUCGUUGGCUCUGAGCUCGGCGGUCAGCAAACGGAGCAUAUCUAUGACAGUAGCCCUCAAGCAGUUCAGCAAGCCGGCGCCGUGAUCCAUGACGCGUCUUCGAACAUCACUAGGGAGAUCAACGGCAGGGGCAUCACGUCCUCUUUCCUCGAUGCAUGCUUGCAUCUCUUCUUCAGUCGAUUCAAUCCUACUUUUCCAAUCAUACACGAAGCGACCUUCAAUAUCAGCCAAUGUGGGCCAUUUCUUCUUUUGACCAUGGUCGCCAUUGGCUCUUUGUUCUUCGGCUCUAACGACGCAGUCUCCAAAGGUGAGUUUCUCUGGCGACUAGCGCAAACUGCUGCAGCGACCUCAUGGGGAGAUAUUUUUGAGGGGAAGGUGGGCGCCUAUCGCGUUCAACGCGAGGCAAUAGUCACAACCGCAUGUCUAGGGCAGCUCUAUGCCAUGCUUUCUAAGAGCCACAGACUUCGAACACUAUGUCAAACUCUCCAUGGCCUUGCAUUCUCAUGGGCACGACAAUUCGGCAUGUUUGACCUCCCAGAAAACGCAUUGAGUGGAAUCCCCGAUGAGAAUAGCACUCCAGAGGGGAAGAACGGAUGUUGGAAAGCCUGGGCUGCCGUGGAGGUCAAUAGACGGACGGUCCUUGGUCUCUAUAUCGUUGAUUCACAGCUCGCAAGGUAUGCUGGGGCUGCACCCGUUGGAAAGCAUACCACCAAUCCAUUGAAGUUUGCCGCAAGGGACUCGGUGUUUCAAGCACGCACCGCAGAUGACUGGAUCAAGGAGACGAAUAAACCUCGCAAUCCGACAAGCACUUUUCGAGAGAUAUUCCUCUCAUUAUUUUACCCUUCAUCGUUCUCUACCAGCAUCCUUCACGACUCGCAACUGUCCAAAUUGGUCAUUCUCGAAGCUUUUCAGGCCAUUCUGUCUGAACGCGCUGACGCGAAUGGGUCGGCUUUGGGCAUUCCACUGCUAUCUCAGAUUACCACCGCAUCAUUGUAUCUCAAGGCAGUAUACUUGGACCCUGCGGAACCCACAGUGGAGGGCCAGGAGCAUCUCUUACGGUGGCAUAAUCUCUGCUUGGAUAUGGCAACAGAUUCCGUGGUUCUAUGUCAACGUCUUUGCGCAACAUUCUCCAUCGACCAAAGCCUCUUCUCCACUGGUCGUGACUCCCCCGAACCCAUCAAUCUUCCCAGAUGGACGGUCUCACCCGAAGCUCGUAGGGCAAUACUCCAUGCCGUUGCCAUACUGAAUCUAUCAGAGAACAUGACUCUCGGCCGUGCCUAUCCUGCUCACCUACCUGCAUGCCUUUUCGCAGCAGCCACGAUCUUCACUGCGCAUUGUCGAUAUGGUGAACAAAUUAUUACCAUCCCCGCCGAGAUCGACUGGGAAAUCGUUUGGAACCAUUCGCGGAAUGGCGAUGGCUAUCUGUCGCCCAACGAUUCGAGUGAUCUGGUUACUCGGAGCUCGGAUACUUUUGCAUUUGUGGUGGACGGUGGACCCUUCAAAGGGGCGACGAAAAUGCUCAACUUGCGCUAUUCCUUGUUGACCCUGCAAAUGCUCCUCCAGGCGAUCUCUUCUCAGUGGGGCAUAUCGCAUGAUAUGCUGCCUAUUUUGUCCACUUGGAUCGCGGGACUGAGUUGA